AGUCCCCAAGCGUCCUAUCAUCAACACCCCAGUGGUGAGCAUCAGCAUCCAUGACAAUGACGCAUUGAUGCAACGCGCCCUUGAGAAACCCAUCACUGUGCAGUUUCGGAUGUUGGAAACUGAGGAGCGGACCAAGCCUAUUUGUGUCUUCUGGAACCACUCCAUCCUGGUCAGUGGGACUGGUGGCUGGUCAGCUAAAGGCUGUGAGGUUGUCUUCAGGAAUGAAACGCAUGUCAACUGCCAGUGUAAUCAUAUGACAAGCUUUGCUGUGCUGAUGGACAUUUCCCGAAGAGAGAAUGGUGAGAUCCUACCCCUGAAGACGAUCACAUAUAUCUCCAUUGCUGUGACGCUGGGCAGCCUCCUGCUUACUUUCUUCUUCCUGGCUGGAUUGCGAACUCUGCGAUCCAAUCAACAAAGCAUCCGCAAGAACCUAGUGAUUGCGCUAUUUUUUUCUGAACUCGUCUUCCUACUGGGCAUCAACCAGGCUGAUCUGCCAUUUGCCUGUACCGUCAUUGCCAUCCUGUUGCACUUUCUGUACAUGUGUGCCUUUGCCUGGGCAUUGCUAGAAGCAUUGCAUAUUUACCGCAUGCUGAGUGAAGUGCGAGACAUCAACUAUGGCCCGAUGCGCUUCUAUUAUAUGGUCGGAUGGGGUGUGCCAGCAUUCAUCACUGGACUUGCUGUGGGCCUGGAUCCUGAAGGAUAUGGAAACCCAGACUUUUGUUGGCUCUCCAUCUAUGAUACUCUGAUUUGGAGCUUUGCUGGUCCCAUUGCUUUUGCUGUUGCAAUGAGCGUCUUCCUCUAUGUCCUGGCCACCAAGGCCACUUGUGCAGCUCAACAGCAAGGUUUUGAGAAGAAGGGGACAGUCUCUGGUCUACGGUCGGGCUUCAUCUCUCUGCUGAUCAUGAGUGUCACCUGGUUGCUGGCUCUGCUGUCUAUCAACAGUGAUGCCAUCCUCUUCCACUAUCUCUUUGUGGGCUUCAACUGCUUCCAG
Messenger RNA from Thamnophis sirtalis, 991 nucleotides. NCBI's taxonomy places the organism in Eukaryota, Metazoa, Chordata, Lepidosauria, Squamata, Natricidae. The record is from RefSeq and is a predicted model, not a curated record.